This is a messenger RNA of Populus euphratica (Euphrates poplar), 711 nucleotides long. Its product is annotated as 40S ribosomal protein S23. Gene Ontology annotation, biological process: translation. The record is from RefSeq and is a predicted model, not a curated record. Gene Ontology annotation, molecular function: structural constituent of ribosome. NCBI's taxonomy places the organism in Eukaryota, Viridiplantae, Streptophyta, Magnoliopsida, Malpighiales, Salicaceae. The coding region runs from base 107 to 535 and encodes 142 amino acids. The transcript has 4 exons. Gene Ontology annotation, cellular component: small ribosomal subunit; ribosome.
ACCAAAUUAGGGUUCCUCUGUUUUUUCUAAUAGGCGGCCUCUCUCUCCCAGCAUUAAACAACCAAUCCCCGUCUCUGGACUCUAGCAGCACUUUCUCUCCGCCAAAAUGGGUAAGACUCGUGGAAUGGGAGCUGGUCGUAAGCUGAAGUCCCAUCGCAGAAGGCAAAGGUGGGCUGACAAGUCAUACAAGAAAUCCAACCUUGGAAAUGAGUGGAAGAAACCAUUUGCUGGGUCUUCCCACGCUAAGGGGAUUGUUCUUGAAAAAAUCGGCAUUGAGGCGAAGCAGCCAAACUCUGCUAUUCGAAAAUGUGCUCGUGUUCAGUUGAUCAAGAAUGGGAAAAAGAUUGCUGCCUUUGUACCCAAUGAUGGUUGCUUAAACUACAUUGAGGAAAAUGAUGAGGUUUUGAUUGCUGGAUUUGGACGAAAGGGCCACGCAGUGGGAGAUAUUCCUGGAGUCAGGUUCAAGGUGGUGAAGGUGUCUGGUGUAUCCCUUCUUGCUCUGUUUAAAGAGAAGAAGGAAAAGCCAAGGUCUUAGUUUUACUGGGAGAGAUUUUCCUUGAUCCAAUCUCUUCCCUAUCUUACCCUUUCAUCUAUAGUAGUAGUCUUUAUCAUGUACGGCAGAAUUUUGCAAAUGACUUCGAACAUGACUGUUUGUCUUGAGAAAACAAAAUUUUCGACCAUAGUGGUGUUUGAACGACAUUUUUUUCUUCA